Messenger RNA from Colletotrichum chrysophilum, 1518 nucleotides. RefSeq lists its product as uncharacterized. Gene Ontology annotation, cellular component: membrane. The coding region runs from base 1 to 1518 and encodes 505 amino acids. The transcript is spliced from 5 exons. The record is from RefSeq and is a predicted model, not a curated record. Gene Ontology annotation, biological process: transmembrane transport; carbohydrate transport. Lineage: Eukaryota; Fungi; Ascomycota; Sordariomycetes; Glomerellales; Glomerellaceae. Gene Ontology annotation, molecular function: carbohydrate:proton symporter activity.
AUGGCUCUCCCUCCCAAGUGGUAUCAGUUCCUCGUGAGCGUCUUCGCAUCGCUCGGUUCUCUCAACUACGGUUACGAUUUAGGUGUUAUUGCAUCCGCAAUUGCUUCGCAGUCGUUCAAGACCAAAUUCGGGGAUGACCCUAAGGAAAUUGGUGCCGUUGUGUCAUGUUUCACCGGAGGAGCUUUCAUCGGCGCCGGCUGCGCCGGUCCGGCCGGUGAUAAGCUCGGCCGUAAGAUGACUAUUCUCAUCGGUGGUGCCAUCUUCGUUCUCGGCGGUGCUUUCCAGGCCGCUGCCCAAAAUCUCGGUUAUCUCUAUGCUGGCCGUGCUCUGGCUGGUGUCGGUAUCGGUUUCUUGACCAUGAUCAUUCCCCUCUACCAGGCCGAGCUUUGCCACCCCAGUAUCCGUGGACGAGUCACAGCUUUGCAACAGUUCAUGCUUGGAGUUGGUGCUCUGGCUGCUGCUUGGAUCUCAUACGGGACGUACAUCGGGUUUGCACCUACGGAUAACAACCAAUGGCGCGUCAGUCUUGGCAUCCAAUGUAUCCCUGGUGGUAUUCUGGCCCUGCUGAUCUUAUUCUUCCCCGAGUCACCUCGUUGGCUCAUCGAUCACGGCCGUGUGGACGAGGGUCUCCAGACUUUGGCCAAGCUGCACGCUCAUGGUGAUGUAAACGAUGCCUGGGUCCGCGCCGAGUUUGACCAGAUUCAAGAGUCCAUUGCCACUGAGCAUGAGGGAUCAGCCAAGUCGUACAAGGAACUGUUUACUGACAAGUCUUGCUUCCGUCGCCUGUUCCUAGCUUGCGCUCUUCAAGCAUCGAUUCAAAUGACUGGUGUUAGUGCCAUCCAAUACUAUUCGGUCGCGAUUUACGAGAAGAUUGGAAUUGCCGGUGACGAGACCCUCCGCUACCAGGCCAUAUCAUCUGUCAUUGCCCUCGUCGCUCAAUUCCUCUGUAUGAUGCUUGUCGACAGGACCGGUCGCCGAUGGCCUCUGAUCUUCGGUAAUCUUGGCAAUUGCAUCACCUUCAUCAUCGCCACAAUCCUACUAGCCAAGUUUCCCCCUGGUUCUGAACAUGCUACUGGAGGUGCCGCCUGGGGAUUCAUUGCCAUGACCUGGCUGUACAACUUCAGCUUCAGUGCUACUUGUGGACCCCUUUCUUGGAUCAUCCCUGCCGAGAUCUUCGACAUGAAGACUCGCUCCAAGGGUGUCUCGAUCGCUACCAUGACCUCCUUUGCUUUCAACACUCUUAUUGGGCAGACCACCUCAGUGGCGCUGGACGACAAGAGCGGCAUCGGCUGGCGGUGGUACAUUCUCUUCAUUGUAUGCAAUUUUACGAACGCUGUUUUCUUCUGGUGCUUUCUCCCUGAGACCGCGAAACGUCCUUUGGAGGAGAUGAGAUACCUUUUCACGGAAGCUCCUCUCUUUGUUCCUACCAUGGAUCGCAGCACCGUCGAGACUCACGAUCUCGAACGCAGAGUUGAAGCUGUUGAGCAGAAGCAGGCCCACGAAACGGAGCAUAUUUAA